ACCUGAGCACCUGCACCGCCGGGAGAUCUGCACCGUCCCGCCCGCCCAGACUCCGGUCUCCCCUCCGCGCUUCUAGCAUGAUGUCUUAUCUCAAACAGGCCCCGUACGGGAUGAACGGACUGGGCCUGAGCGGAGCCGCCAUGGACCUGCUGCACCCGUCUGUGGGGUACCCGGGUACGGAUCAGACCUGUGUACCAGGUAACCCGCGGAAGCAGCGCCGGGAGCGGACCACCUUCACCCGGACGCAGCUGGACAUUCUGGAGUCGCUGUUCGCCAAGACGCGCUACCCGGACAUCUUCAUGCGGGAGGAGGUCGCGCUGAAAAUCAACCUGCCGGAGUCCAGAGUGCAGGUGUGGUUUAAGAACCGACGGGCCAAGUGUCGGCAGCAGCAGCAGAGCAGCAACAGCGCCAAGGCCAAACCGAUGAAGAAGAAGUCGUCUCCGACAAGAGAGAGCACCGGUUCGGAGAGCAGCGGUCAGUUCACCCCACCGGCAGUGUCCAGCUCCUCCUCCUCCUCCAUCUCCUCCGGCCACGGUGGUGCCGGUCUGAUCAGCACCUCUACCUCCGUCACCGCCCCAGUGUCGUCCAUCUGGAGCCCGGCGCCCAUCUCCCCGGCUCCUGCACCGGCCUCACUGCCGGACCCCGCCGCCCCCACCAGCGCCUCCUGCAUGCAGCGCUCCGUGUCGUCCUCUGCCACCGGGGGCACGCCCUCCUACCCGGUGUCUUACAGCCAAACUGCAGCAGCAUACAGCCAGGGUUACCCGGCCUCGGCGUCGGGCUCUUACUUUGGCGGCGUGGAGUGCGGCUCGUAUCUGGCGCCCAUGCACCGCCUCAGCCCCAUGACCGGCGGCUCCAUGUCAGCACACCCACACCACCACAUUGGCCAGACAUCAGGGCACCACCACCAUCACCACCACCCGUCACACCACCACCAGGCGUACAGCGCGCCCGGCCUCGCCUUCAACUCCACAGAUUGUCUGGAUUACAAAGAGCAGACGGCGGCUUCGGCCUGGAAACUCAACUUCAACGCCUCCGACUGUUUGGACUACAAAGACCAGGCCUCAUGGCGCUUCCAAGUGCUGUGACUUCCUGUGUUUCUCUUCUUCUCUGCUUACAAAAGAAGU
This is a messenger RNA of Morone saxatilis (striped sea-bass), 1124 nucleotides long. Its product is annotated as homeobox protein OTX1 B-like. Gene Ontology annotation, cellular component: nucleus. The coding region runs from base 78 to 1085 and encodes 335 amino acids. The transcript has 4 exons. Gene Ontology annotation, molecular function: RNA polymerase II cis-regulatory region sequence-specific DNA binding; DNA-binding transcription factor activity, RNA polymerase II-specific. Gene Ontology annotation, biological process: regulation of transcription by RNA polymerase II; multicellular organism development. The record is from RefSeq and is a predicted model, not a curated record. NCBI's taxonomy places the organism in Eukaryota, Metazoa, Chordata, Actinopteri, Moronidae.